Molecule: messenger RNA, 1791 nt
Organism: Rhagoletis zephyria (snowberry fruit fly)
Lineage: Eukaryota; Metazoa; Arthropoda; Insecta; Diptera; Tephritidae
Cellular component (GO): membrane
Molecular function (GO): phosphatidylinositol bisphosphate binding
Source: RefSeq, a predicted model, not a curated record
AAGUGUUUUUUCUCAAUUUUUUAUACACGAAGUAUACAAAUAUGCUCAAUAAAAUGUUGCAAUAUUUUCACCUGGAGAAUUGUCAUCUUUUAAAUUCUGUCCAAAAAAGUCUUGUGACGUGGACCGUUAAUUUGCAAUACAUAUAUGUAUGUAUGUAUGUACAAAAACUUUUUAUGCGAUAAUCGCGAAAAAAAUUUCGUUAAGCAUAUUUUUAAUAUUUUGGAGUCAUUUUAAUGAUAAUGUAAUUAGGUUUUUGUGCAUAUUUUUGUCUUCCCUAAUCACCAAUCCACUGACUGAUGCAAUACCAACGCGUCAUUGUGAAAUUAUAUUUUAAGUAAAAAAUUUUAAAAGUUAUUAAUAAUAUAGAAUCAUUGGAAUAAACGGUCAGUUAGUCAGUGAAAGAAGCUGAAUACACAAGCUGUGUCUCGGGGUAGGCUAUUGUAUUUUUAAAAACGUUUUCCGUUGCUUAUGUUGGUGUUCGAACGACAAUAUUUAGUUGAUCUCGAUCUCCUUUUGUUUUCCCGGUUGAAGUUUGCGUGACUGCCGGCUGUGCCAAUCUAUGUAUAUCGUGUUUAACCAACUCAAAUUCAAUACUUUAUACGAUUGAAAUAAAGUUGUAUAAGUUGUGUAAACAUAAAUUUCGAGACCUCUUAUUUAAAAUUAAAAAUGUUUCGUAAGUUGCUCGCGACGCGUUAAGCUUGCCAUAAUACGGAUGCUCCCAGGUCCAAGGGAUGCGGCCUACUACUCGCAAAUCAUUCCAACAUCCAACUAGUGCACGCCUACGUUCGCCCCGCUAACACCCUUUGCGACAACGCCUGCUUGUAGCUGUCGGCCAAUCCACCAGCCACCUGACAAUACGCCAAUCGCCUGCCAGUGCACGAGCCGCCUGCCGAUUGAUCAGCCUUCCAGCCGCCUGCAAAUCCACUGGAUGUCCAUAAAUUCACUAGCCGCCUACAUCCUGUCCAUCCUCACGACCUCCAGUCACCAGACUUCUAUCUGAGUGCAGCAUCAACGAAAAGUACAGCCAAAACGGCUGUAAAUGGAAUUCAAUAGAAAAAUCUAUAGUCCAUUUUCUGGGUGUAAUAAAGCACGCUACGUUUGACACUGCGAUUUUUCUACUGACACGCUGCCUACAAGCGAUCAUAUUUAAUAAACUGUGUAAGUAUGUACAUAUUUUGUAUUGCAAUUGAUCGCUAGCGUGGAAAACAUGUACUACAUAUUUACGAACAAAAUAUCGCAUUCGCUAUGUACACACAUCCAUAUUUUUAUCGCGACAAGUUUAUCUGUGAAGCUUUAAUGUGUGUAUAUGUAUGUAUAUAUUUCUAAUAUCUAAUCAAAAACACAAUUCACUUGUAAUAUUUCUGUACUCGGGAAAUCAUCCAGGCAGUGUCUACAGCAUUUAAAACUAUUUCUAACGUAAACGAAGUCGUGAAAAAAAAAACGAAAAUGACCACGCCCACGCUAGAUAUACGCCCACUAACACCUGCGCUACAACGAAAAGCAAUUGCCGAAUUAAAUGAGGUGCCCGAACGUCGGGCCGUGGACAUCGCUGCAUUGAGAGAAUGGUUGCUAAGGCAACCACAUUUGAAGUGCCGCACGAGCGAUCAAUUUCUUGUAAGCUUCCUGCGUGGCUGCAAAUUUAGUCUGGAGAAGGCGAAACGAAAACUGGACCAAUACUAUACUUUGCGUACGGCGAUGCCCGAUUUGAAUCAACACAACUUUGUGGAUGAUCAACGGCUGCGCGCUAUUAUACGUUUGGGCGUUACGCUUUACUUGCCGCUACCGCUAAUG